GUACACCGCCCGCAGGGCUGAGCCCAGGACAGGCAUCCCACAUCAGAUGGAUGAAUAGCAGGUCUGUCCCGCCAGCUGUGUGCUCUCUCCCACCCAAAGAAAGCAGUAGAGACUCAGACAGCAAAUUUUGGAGUUGCCCACGCAGUCUGUUACCAGCACCAGUGCGUGUGAAGGCACUUGAGGGCAGCAAGAUGGAAUUGGAGAGAGAAAUCAUCGACCUCCAACCUGGGAACCCUAAUACCAGGGGGAGCCAGCCCAUCAACCUGAACCACUACGCCACCAAGAAGAGCGUGGCAGAGAGCAUGCUGGAUGUGGCCCUCUUCAUGUCCAACGCCAUGCGUCUGAAAGCAGUGCUGGAGCAGGGGCCGUCCGUCCAUUACUACACCACCCUCGUCACCCUCAUCAGCAUCUCUCUGCUCCUGCAGGUGGUCAUCGGCAUCCUGCUCGUGGUCAUCGCGCGGCUGAACCUCAAUGAAGUAGAAAAGCAGUGGCAGCUUAACCAGCUCAACAAUGCCGCCACCACCCUGGUCUUCAUCACAGUCAUCAUCAACGUCUUCAUCACAGCCUUCGGGGCACAGAAGACAGGCAUUCUGGCCGCCAAGACCUCAAGGAAUCCUUUCUGAACAUAGCCUGGGCCCCAGGUCCUGGGUCUGGAACUGCUUCCGCCUCUUUCCUCCCUGAUAUUCGAGGCUGGUGGGCACUUUCCACCGCCCCUGGGAGAGCUCCAAAAAGGGCAGUGUAGAUGUCCUUGACGCCUACCUACAGCACCUGAGUUAAGAUGUGCUAUGUUACUGGUUUAAGUGAAUCCCAUCUCGGUCUGGAGUCCUGAGCUCAGACUGGGGUACUGCCAAUCUUUUUGGUAGCAUCUCCUGGACCCAAGGCAUGUCUACCUAAGGUCAAGCCCGCCCAGCUUCAGGACUCUGGUUCUUCCUCCACCUCAUUCCUUCCCCUCUGCCCUAUCCAUUUCCUUUGCUUCAGGCCUCAGUUUUCCCUUUCUUUAAAAUGGAAUGACUUCUAUCUAUAAAGUUUUCU
Molecule: messenger RNA, 1032 nt
Organism: Suricata suricatta (meerkat)
Lineage: Eukaryota; Metazoa; Chordata; Mammalia; Carnivora; Herpestidae
Gene: NINJ2
Product: ninjurin 2
Exons: 4
Coding region: 51-623 (190 amino acids)
Biological process (GO): cell adhesion; tissue regeneration
Cellular component (GO): membrane
Source: RefSeq, a predicted model, not a curated record